AUGACGUCGCCGAUGAACCCGCCUAUCGAAGACACCGUUGAAAGAAUGUUGAGAAGUUAGUUUUUUUUUUUUGAGUUCGGCGAAAAGAGAGGUCCUUUAUCCUUUUUAGACAUAUAUUUUUUUCUUUUUUUUUUAAAUGGAAAGUGCAAAGGUGAACUCAAAAAGGCGGCUUCUUUUUUUUUUUCAAAAAAUUCUUCACUCACACAGAUUAAUUAAAUUGAAGAUUUUCGAACUAUCAUAAAUCGACACUUUCUUUUAUUUUAUUUUGAAAAAAUGGUUGAAUUAAGAUUUAUAUCUGAUGUUUGAAUAGCAAAAAGUUUUUUUUUCUUUUUCACUAAUCUGUAUUCCAGAGUCUGUGUAUUUGAUUAUUUCAACUCGGAAUAAAUACAAAAGUAGCGCAGAUUCAUUCAGAAAUGUUUCAGACUUGAUUUUUCUUUAAAAAAAAGCCUUUUCAGUCCGAUGGGUGGUGAUUCUGGGAGCGCUUUUGCCCGGAAUUGGCUGUUAUUUCGUCGUCGGCUACACCUACUUAUUCCAAUUCGAAAGAGUCUACAACUUCACGGAACAGGAGCAGUGUCCUGACCUUCAUAUGUCCGAAAAAAACACAUUUUUUGGGAAUAACCUAGAAUCUCAGAUUCCUACCGCCCGUUUCUUAUUCGAUUGGCGUUUGGGAGCCUCAACGAUAUAUUUGGCUUCUUGUCAUGUUCGCUCACCUUCCUCCUAGACUUUUCUUUACUAUGGUCAGUUUAAGAUAAGCUUAUAAAAUUAACGGUUAAAAAAAGAAAGUAUGUUGAAAAAAAUGAGAAAAAGGUGAAAAAGCAAUAUUUUUUUGCUUUUUUUGGUUAAUCUUUAUAAAAAAAUAGUGGUUGCAAAAAAAUUGAUAGGAAAUAUUUGUCACACGAGGAGGAGAUUAAAAUUCUGCAUUUUUUUCAUUCAAAUAUAAUGAAGUUAAAACGUAUUUCACGCUGUGAACGUCAAAUUAUUUAGAUUUCAAAGCUCAACGAAUAUUUUUUUAGAAAGUCUUUCAAAAUUUAAAGAGAAGAAACUUUUGGAAUCGAUUUUUCAAAAUGAACAUGUUCUGAAGUUUUUUUCGAAACUGUUUAGAAGCUCAAGCGAGAGAUCAAUAGUGGCCUUAGAGACGGCAGAGAAAAAAACGCUUUCUUCUCUGCCGUCUCUUCAAGCUGCUGCUGAUGUUUCCUCUAUUUUUUAAGCUAGUUUCCGCCUUAUUACCUUUUAAAGCUUUAUCGACGGCUGUUCAUCAACUCCGCUCCAAAAUCAGUACUUUAUCGGUGGUCAACGUGCUUCUUUUUGAACACAAUGUGGCUGGAACCAUUUGGGCUCAUUUUGGUGUCCGUCGUCGACAUCAAAGGAGCUUUCAGUGAGUGAAAUACUACUUGGAUACUAUGUAAAUUACUGUGUAAAUUCAAAUUUUGUAAUCUAACUUGAAAUUUCUUUGCGUUGCGGUUAAGAGCAGGUCCGAAGUGAUACUUACCAUGGUUAGAAGCGCGCGAAAAAAGUUUUAAGUCGGGCGCAUUUAUUCGCUUCGCAACCGCGACGCUUUUAUUUGUUUCACAUGCCUUUUCGGACGAUUCUACUAUAGACAUUGAUGACAGAGAUUUGAGGAAAAAAAUAUUUUUCAUCACAAGGCAAAAUUGCAAGCAUCUAGGACCUAUUUUCAGUGAUCCACGCUCUCGGCUACGUAAUCUGGAUCGUUUCUUUCAAUUUCAACAUGCUUUUCAAUAUAUUAUUGCAUCAUUUUGCUGGUAUCCGGGAUACUCAUUGCACGGUAAGACUUUAAAUUAAUAAACUAAAAUUUAAAAAUUAUAACUUUGUAAAAUUCAGUAAGAAUAACCGCCGCAAUAAGCAAAGCUUCGAAGAGUUUUUGACAAAAAUUCGAACAUUUCUCCAUUUUUUUUCCUGUUCCAAAAGUCUAAAAGCCACAUUUAAAAUAAUAAUCAACUUGACGCCUUGAAAAACAAAAGUUUGAAGAUGGAAACGACGUGGCGAAUAAAAUUGGUCAUAUUUCUGAUUGGCCUGGUGUGCGCCCUCUCUACGGCCGUUUCCUUCCCUGUUUUCUCCAUUUAUUGUUCUGGAAUGGGUCAGUUUCGAAUUUUCAAAGAUAUUCUAGAGAAGUUCAAAUGCCGUUGGAAAAAAAGGGAAUGGGAAGCAAACCUAGAACAAUUGAGAGAAAUAAGAUUUUUUUUUUGUACGAUGAUCCGCUGGAACACCUGCCUUUUCAUAUGUAAAAAUCUACAAGAAAAUGAAAAAUAGUUUUUGAGAAACUAAAAUAAAAUCUCCAGCUGUUCUUUUUACACAAUCUGCGCUCCAGUGAUAACUUUGAUUAUUUCCGCUUCUUUGGGAUUUUUUCCAAGCUUUGUUGGUCUGAAGAAAGUUCGCCCGAGAUAAAAUCAAAAAAAAGUUAAAUAUUCGGAAUUGCAAAUAUUUUUUAAUAUUUUUUUUGAAUCAAGUAAACUAAUCAACUGGAACCACUACAGUGGUAAAAAGCAAAUUCAGUAUCCGUCCUUAUUCAGACCGAUUUGCAGCCUACAACCUGUUCUCGCUGGCGGAGCUCAUCGAGGUCGGCUGCAACUCGCUUUUCUACGCAGUUUCCUACUACGAGUUUCCCAAAACUCGUGUCACCCUGGGAAUCCGAAGUUUCCCGAGGAAUUGUUCGAGUUUGGACAAGGUUGUCCUGCAGGCGCCGCCUUUACCCGAAAAGCAGAUUGUUUAA
Caenorhabditis auriculariae is the source of this 2728-nucleotide messenger RNA. The record is from the annotation of a GenBank genome assembly. NCBI's taxonomy places the organism in Eukaryota, Metazoa, Nematoda, Chromadorea, Rhabditida, Rhabditidae.